Pisolithus orientalis is the source of this 1602-nucleotide messenger RNA. Its product is annotated as putative adipose-regulatory protein-domain-containing protein. The transcript has 4 exons. Bases 34 to 1128 code for a protein of 364 amino acids. The record is from RefSeq and is a predicted model, not a curated record. Gene Ontology annotation, biological process: lipid storage; lipid droplet organization. Gene Ontology annotation, cellular component: endoplasmic reticulum membrane. NCBI's taxonomy places the organism in Eukaryota, Fungi, Basidiomycota, Agaricomycetes, Boletales, Pisolithaceae.
AUCGGUUAGCCGCGGUGAUCCACCAACUCGACGAUGGCGGCUUCGUCGCACCCCAUCAAAGUCGAGCCGGGAGACGAAAAACCUGAUCUGCUGUCCGCCCCACACGUGGGCAACCCCGCACCGCCCCCGCCUGUUCCACUGUUUAUUCGUCUCCUGCGGCCCUUUGCCCCACAGCUAGUGCCUCUGUUGGUCUUCCUAGCUUUAAUCCCCAUCGUCGUUUCACUUUCCCUGUUCUCGGGAUGGUACGUUUGGAGGAACGUAGCGGUUAGCUGGAAGACGGAGGUUUAUCUACAAUAUGGUGACGGAGUUCCGCCGUAUGCAGAGGUUUCUCUACCUCAGCUUUCACCUAGCCAUCCAUAUGAUAUAUCCCUUCAUCUUUUGGUACCAGCGUCCGACGCCAAUUUAGCGCUGGGGAAUUUUAUGGCUUCUCUGACCCUCGUCACGCCAUCUAACAAGACACUUGCGACCGUAAGGAGACCUGCCAUUGCAUUACCACCACGUCGAUCAUACUUGCUCUCUUCGUCGCCCCCCUUGAUCAGUUUGGAUAUUGUUCUUUUGACCUCCUAUGCUCCUGGGACCUCCAGGGUCAAUGCACGCGUUGAAAUUGGGCGCCGUGAUGAAUGGAGGAAACUGGGAGGUGGCGAGGGCCGUGAAUUGAGUGUCGCUACCGCUUCCUUGAAGGGGACCGUCCGGUACCAGGGUGUCAGGGGCUUGGUAGCACGCUUUCCUCUCGUUUCGGCGAUCUUGUCUCUUGCAGCCUUUUUCGUGUUGUCGGUGCUCGUCCUCACUGCUUGCAUCUUGCCGACCAUUAAAUGGCAGCUACCUAAUGAAGAGGAUACCCUUCUCGCUCCACGCUCCCCGUCACCACCCAAGAGAACUCCAAGUCAUGGGAAAUCUUUCCGUCCUCGGAAACGACAGCGAAUGGCAUAUCCCAUGGAAAGUCGUUCGCAGAGCAGCGUCGGUCCCACCACGUCUUCAGUCGAAUUUUUUACUGACGGUUGUCUGAACUUACAGGCUUUUAAAAUAGAAGACGUCCCUGUUGAUAUCCCUCCCGUAGCUCAUGAUGAACGACCUUUGCGAAGACGUCGCUCACGCGCCACCGACUCACUGUACGAUUCUGAUCAUUAGGACCAGGUCGUGCCUAAUUCACCCCAUACUACUUAUCGGCGUCAUGCCCACUUUAUGCCUGCGGCGUGGCAUGCUUCACUUCAGCCGCGUGCGGGUAGAAACCCUAAGCAUUACAUGUCUUUUGUACGUCGCGAGGCAAAGAACAAGAUGGUGCUUGGGCAGGAAGUUUCACUUGGGUUGUGAACGUGUGAUCAGCCCUAUUUUGGCUUGAGAAGUGGUGAUACCAGGGAUGUGCGUGACAACCUCCCGAUGAACUCCAUCCGCAGCCGUGGAAACACCACUCUGGUUUCAACAGGAUACGGCCCUGGCAACAUUCCACCGUUGGCACAUAGAUUACAAGCCCUGUUUCACACUUUCUAUGCGAUCGCCAGUACAUUUGCCUUCCAUCGCAAGUCCCCUACUAGCCAUCCUGUGUGUCCCCUCCAGCACCUUCCGCCGUCGGCUUCGAGGAGCUUCCAUCGCCACCAAGACUCU